UACACACGCCAAAUUGCAGUAUCCCUCACUGCCUCCUCUUCCUCCACCUCCAUUAGAGGUUUGCAGAAAUUUCUUCAAUGGCAACAACAAAUCUCUCAUCUGUCCGAUCAUCAAUAACAUCUUCAACACAGAACCCUCAUUAUACUUUCAAAACCCCAGUUUUGGUUAAACCCUUGUUGAACCUUAAACCAGCAAAUCCAAGCUCAUCACCACCAUUAUGUCAAUCACUGUCUAUAACUAAUCAAACCCAAAAAAGAUUCAAUCUUUCUUGCAAAAACCAAAAACCCACAUCUGAUUUCACCAUUGCAGCUAACCAAGAUGAUGAUUUUGAUGAUAAACUUAGAGAAGAAUGUGGUGUUGCUGGUAUUUAUGGCGAUCCAGAAGCUUCCCGUCUUUGUUAUUUGGCUCUCCACGCACUUCAGCAUCGUGGACAAGAAGGUGCUGGUAUUGUUACUGUUGAUCAGUCCGAAUUCAAGUACAUUCGUGGUGUUGGUUUAGUUUCUGAAGUUUUCAAUGAAUCAAAUCUUAAUCAAUUACCUGGUGAUUUAGCAAUUGGUCAUGUACGUUAUUCAACUGCUGGUGCUUCGAUGCUUCAGAAUGUCCAACCUUUUUUUGUUGAUUGUAAAUUUGAUAAAGUUGCUGUUGCUCAUAAUGGUAAUUUUGUCAAUUAUUCUUCACUGAGAGCUAAGCUUGAAGAAACUGGUGCUAUUUUUAAUUCUAGUUCUGAUACUGAAGUUGUUUUACAUCUGAUUGCUCAUUCAAAAGCUUCAAAUUUAUUGCUUAGUAUUGUUGAUGCUUGUGAACAAGUUAAAGGUGCAUAUUCUUUGGUAUUUGUUAUUGAAGAGAAAUUAGUUGUUGUUCGUGAUCCUCACGGGUUUAGACCGUUAGUUAUGGGUCGUAGAAGUAAUGGUUCUUAUGCUUUUGCUUCUGAAACUUGUGCAUUAGAUUUGAUUGAAGCAACAUAUGAGAGAGAAGUGCAUCCUGGUGAAGUAAUUGUGGUUGAUAAAGAUGGUCUUCAAAGUUUUUAUUUAACGCCUCAGUUUGAACGAAGAGCUUGUAUCUUUGAGCAUAUUUAUUUUUCUCAGCCGAAUUCGGUUGUUUUUGGUCGAUCAGUUUAUCAAUCGAGAAGGGAAUUUGGUGAGAUUUUAGCUACAGAAGCUCCUGUUGAUUGUGAUGUUGUCAUAGCAGUGCCUGAUUCAGGGGUUGUUGCUGCACUUGGGUAUGCGGCUAAAGCCGGGGUUCCAUUUGAACAAGGUUUGAUAAGAUCACAUUAUGUUGGAAGAACCUUUAUUGAACCUACGCAGAAAAUUAGAGAUUUUGGUGUGAAAUUGAAACUUGCACCGGUUAGGGGUGUUAUUGAAGGUAAAAGAGUUGUCGUCGUUGACGAUUCAAUUGUUAGAGGAACAACAUCUUCGAAAAUUGUUAGGUUGUUGAAAGAAGCUGGAGCAACAGAAGUUCAUAUGAGAAUCGCGAGUCCGCCAAUGGUUGCUUCUUGUUAUUAUGGAGUUGAUACACCAAAUGCAGAGGAGUUGAUUUCGAAAAGGUUGAGUAUUGAAGAAACUAGGAAGUACAUUGGGUGUGACUCGCUUGCUUUUCUUCCAUUUGAUAGCUUGAAGAAAUUACUCAAAGAAGAUUCAUCUGGUUUUUGCUAUGCUUGUUUCACUGGGAAUUACCCUGUUCCACCAGAACGCAAGGCGGUUAAAGUGUAAAAGUUAUUGGUAGGCAGAAAAUCAAGAAUACAGGUUAGAAGGAACCGGGUAUCUUUUGAAUAUCUUCCUUUACAAUUCAAUUCUUUUAUAUGAUGCUCUAUCAUUCAGGUCUCCAAAUCGAAUUUGAUGAUUAAAAGUGUAUAACAUUGAUGAAUGAAAUGUCUACUUUGUUA
Papaver somniferum (opium poppy) is the source of this 1882-nucleotide messenger RNA. Its product is annotated as amidophosphoribosyltransferase, chloroplastic-like. Gene Ontology annotation, molecular function: amidophosphoribosyltransferase activity. Lineage: Eukaryota; Viridiplantae; Streptophyta; Magnoliopsida; Ranunculales; Papaveraceae. The record is from RefSeq and is a predicted model, not a curated record. Gene Ontology annotation, cellular component: cytoplasm. Bases 78 to 1709 code for a protein of 543 amino acids. The transcript is spliced from 2 exons. Gene Ontology annotation, biological process: purine nucleobase biosynthetic process; purine nucleotide biosynthetic process.